AGUUUGCUUGUGUCGUUACAGGAAGUCAGAAAAUGGCGGCGCUAGUGAGGGAUCCCUUGUGCUCAGGGUUGCGAUUUGUGACGUUGCCGGCUGAAGGCUGGUCAGUUCGGGAUUUUCUCCGCUCCUGGUGCCAGGCGCAGGGGCUUCCUGAAGAUCACUUUUAUGUAAAGUGUAAUGGUCGAUGUAUUACUUCUGAAGGUGCACUACAAGAUGAAGCUGUUUACAGCGUGGAACCAAGAUUAUGUGGCGGAAAAGGAGGUUUUGGAUCUAUGCUCCGAGCGCUUGGUGCUCAAAUUGAGAAGACAACAAACCGAGAAGCUUGCAGAGAUCUCAGUGGAAGGAGACUCCGAGAUGUUAACCAUGAAAAAGCGAUGGCUGAGUGGGUGAAGCAACAAGCAGAACGGGAAGCAGACAAGGAACAAAGGCGUUUAGAAAGGCUGAAGCGCAAAUUGGCUGAACCAAAGCACCUUUUCACUAACCCAGAUUACCAGCAGCAGUGCCAUGAAAUGGCAGAGAGGCUUGAGGAUUCUGUCCUGAAAGGUAUGCAGGCUUCUUCCAGCACAAUGGUGUCCCCAGAAAGCAGUGAGAGUCGGAAACGGACCACUGACUCUGGAAAAGGAGCACCGUCAGAGAAGAAAAGGUGUUUCUGGUUAGGUAUAGAGGGGUUGGAUGAUCGCGACAGUUCAGAGGAUAAUAGUGAUGAAGAAGAAGAUGAAUCUCCUAGUAUGUCAGGAAGAUGCUCCACAUCAUCUGGCAGCCACAUCAACAUGACUGACAAUUUAAACGAGUUUCCCAAGAAUUCAGAGGACUCUGUAAGCAGCAGUUCGGGCUCUGAUGAGAAGUCAGAAGAUCAGACAAAGAAUGCUAAAAAAGAUCUACUAGCAGAUGUCGCUUUCAAUAAAAUUGUAGCCAGUGAGAAACAUAAAACAGCAGAGAUUGUGAAGGAAGAAAAGCAUACAAAUGCCUCAAGUACUGAAGAAGCUGCGAGUCAGUUUCAGCAUGCAGGUACUACAAGAAUCAAUCUGCUGGAAUUCAAUUCUGUUGUGGAACUGGAAGCCUUAGGGCUAGACAAACUAAAGUAUGAGCUGUUGGCUUUGGGACUAAAAUGUGGAGGUACCUUACAGGAAAGAGCAGAACGACUUUUUUCAGUGAGGGGUCUGUCUAGAGAUCAGAUUGAUCCCGCUUUGUUUGUUAAGCCUUCCAAAGGGAAGAAGAAAUAAAAAUGUUGGUAUGGUUUGUUUUUAUACUUCAAGCUUUUCAAUAUUCUUCCUAUUCUGCUGUUUUGUAUAAUAUCAUCUUUCAAAAGUCAAUAUAAAUUUGUAUACCCUUUAAGAAUAAUUUUUGUGAUGAUGGUUAAAAGUACUUGUUGGUGGACAUCUUUGUUUUUUUUAAUUUGUUCGUGUUUAGUAGAAGACUAGUAUAUUUUACAUUCAAGUUUAAGUGACAAACAAAACCGUGUACAUUUGUGGAAAAAGUCAAGAGAUUUUAUGAACAUUUUUGCAAGGGUUUAUACAAAAAUUAAGAAUUGCAAUAUUCUAAUAUGAAUAACUAAUCAAAAUCAAACAUAUGGAUACUCGGUUGAAUAUUUUCUAAUCAAUACUUAACUCUGUAAUUGUGCAGCAAGAAUUCAGAUGGACAAGGAAGAGUUGUGGCUACCAGUCUGGGCAAUUGCCCAUUGGGCAGCUUCUAUAGUAACAGCAUUCAGACUUCGGAAGCAAACAUUGUUUGGGCCUUUUUAAACAGUCAAAACUGGAUGGUUUUUUAAUAAACUACAUUGGAAUUAUAUACAGGAUUUCCUUUUUUGUGAAGUAUUAAUUGGUCGUAUCAAAGACUGGGCACUGAUUACUAUUUGAAUUAUCCAAGGGCUGAUUUGCUCACAGUCAUAUAAAUGUGGAUUGAACUAGGGUAAAAAUACAUAAACAA
This is a messenger RNA of Candoia aspera, 1923 nucleotides long. RefSeq names its product SDE2 telomere maintenance homolog (gene SDE2). The record is from RefSeq and is a predicted model, not a curated record. The coding region runs from base 33 to 1220 and encodes 395 amino acids. Gene Ontology annotation, cellular component: nucleus. Lineage: Eukaryota; Metazoa; Chordata; Lepidosauria; Squamata; Candoiidae. The transcript has 7 exons.